AUGCCCCCUCCCUUCCGCAUCGCUGUGCUGGGGGCGCAGGGCGUGGGCAAGACUGCCAUCGUGCAGCGCUUCCUCCACGAUGACUACAGCGAGGCGCCUGUCCCGGCAACCAGCCGUGCCCGCCAGGUCCACCUGUCGGCUGCCGUGCUCAAUGGCCACGUGCACAACUUGCAGAUCACCGACUAUCCUGCAAUCACCAGCUUCCCCUGCAGCUCACUGCAGGAGUGGACAGACACCUGCUGCAGAGGAAUCCGCAGCGCUCACGUCUACAUCCUGGUCUAUGACAUCUGCUGCUUCGACAGCUUCGAAUACGUCAAGACUAUGCGCCAGCAGAUCCUAGAGACCAGGGUGGUGGGCACAGGCGACACGCCCAUCCUGAUUGUGGGAAACAAACGGGACCUGCAGUGGGGGCGUGUCAUCCCCCGCCAUAACGUGUCCGACCUGGUUAGGAAGAACUGGAAGUGCGGCUACGUGGAGUGUUCAGCUAAGUACAACUGGCACGUGCUGCUGCUGUUCGGGGAGGCUAUGCGCAGUGUGGUCUGUGCCCACUGCAAACACGUCCAUGCCACCAUUCGCUUUCAACGGGCACUGAGGAACGAACGCUGCACCCUCAUGUGA
This is a messenger RNA of Salvelinus namaycush (lake trout), 618 nucleotides long. RefSeq names its product ras-like protein family member 10B. The transcript is spliced from 3 exons. Gene Ontology annotation, molecular function: GTPase activity; GTP binding. The record is from RefSeq and is a predicted model, not a curated record. The coding region runs from base 1 to 618 and encodes 205 amino acids. Lineage: Eukaryota; Metazoa; Chordata; Actinopteri; Salmoniformes; Salmonidae.